CUCACGCGCUAAACUGUUGCCUCUCGGGCUGUGGUGAUGUGCCACUCUGGAUUUGACAGCGCGCGGGUCAGGAGGACCGAUUUUACGCACGACUGCAGCUCGCGGUUAUAAGCGCAGUUGUUUUCUGCCGCACGUGUGGGAAGCUGCUCUUCCCAUGGUGGGAGCUUCAUCCGUCGGGGGAUCGCGGUGAAGUGCGGGCUGAUUGAAUGUCACCUCCGGUCAUCAUGGAUUAUGGAAGGACCAUGGCGCCUCCGGUGCCGCCGCACAACCCCAAGCCCGCCCGGCCGGGGCUGGCGCACGAGCGCCUGCUCAAGUGCGUCCUGCUCGGAGACGGAGCGGUGGGCAAAACCAGUCUGGUGGUCAGCUACACGACCAAUGGUUACCCGACCAAAUACGUCCCCACUGCUUUUGAUGACUUCUCCGCUGUGGUUCAGGUGGACGGGAGUCCGGUGCGGCUGCAGCUGUGCGACACUGCGGGACAGGACGAAUUUGACAAACUGCGACACUUCUGCUACAGUCGGACCGACGCGCUGCUGCUCUGCUUCAGCGUGGUCAGCCCCGCCUCCUUUCAGAACGUCUGGGAGAAGUGGGUGCCCGAGAUCCGCCGGCGCUGCCCGCUCACGCCCGUCCUCCUGGUGGGCACGCAGUGCGACCUGCGGCAGGACGUCAAGGUGCUGAUCGAGCUGGCGAGGCGGCGGGAGCGGCCGGUGGCGGAGGAGGACGCCCGGGCGCUGGCGGAGAAGAUCGGCGCCGUGACGUACAUCGAGUGCUCGGCGCUGACGCAAAAGAACCUGAAGGAGGUGUUCGACGCGGCCAUCUCCGUGGGGCUGCGGCAGUCCGACAGGAGGGCGCGGCGGGAGAGGAAGGUCCGCAGCACGGCCGACAAGAUGAAGAUGCUGUCCAAGUCCUGGUGGAAGAAAUAUGUGUGUGUCCAGUAGGAGGGGAGGAGACAGAUCCUCGAUCUGCGACUGAGGCCAAAACUGGAACUGCUGACUUGUGUGGAGGGGACUGAGUGGAAUACACGGACUUCAUGGACGACCCACAGUGAGCUGACUUGAAUGACUUUGCGAUGGUUCAGUGCAGGCUGCAUGCGGGAGCCGUGUAACGUUUGUGGGCUUCUGUUUCACCCGAAAAAAGCUUUUUAUUGAAACCGAAGAGACGGAGAACACGAGGCUGUAACCACUGUCUGCUCAUCAGAGCCAGUUUGAACUGCUAAAUAUGACUGUGACCAGCACCAAACCAAAAAUACUGACCCCGAUAACCUCUUUAGGCACAUGGACUGUAAAUCAUACUGGAUCUGUCCAAAGCAAAUGUGAAAUGACUCAGGCGGUUACAUACUGAAAGUAUAUCCCUCCUAGUCCGUCAGAUUUGAUCCCCUUCUUUAGAAAAGUACCAUAGCAAAAUAUCUUAUGAGUUCUACACUGUAAUCUAAUGACCCAAUAUUUUUUGUUUGUUUUGCUUUUUACUGAUCUGAAAGAAUAAACUCAGUGCAAAUUGCCCUUCUAAAAAAAAAAACCAAACAUAUCAAUGCAAUAAUUGUUUUAUCAAAACUGGUGGUUCAAACCCUCGGGGAGGCCAGCAGCUUUUCCUGUUCUGAGGUUGUCACGGUUAGAUUUGCACAUCUCGAAUAAACUCAUCAAAGAUACGUCUGAAAGUCUGAAGGCUCCUGCUGUAGUGCACCGUUUUGGGUUCACUGUGAAGCUUUCAAAGUUUUCUUGAUGGGAGAACUCCAAAUGGAAAUAAAGGAGCGAGCCAAAUAUAACCUGUACUCUUUUAAAACAUAUAUAACACAAUCUUAUUUUGUGAUUAAGAUUAAAUGUACAUAUGCAGAUUUUUUCAAAAAACGAAAUCAGUAAUUUCCUCAGGCUGAUUGAAUAAUGUGUCAGACUAUGAAAUAUCACGGUUGUGUGUGCACCACUUUUCUUUUUUUAGCUCUUUAACAAUACAAACACUUUACAGUCGUUUGAAGCGAUAAAACGUCAUUAGAAUAAAUCAGAUUGAUCCAGCUGUUGAUUGUCCCACCAGUUUUAUCUGAGUAACACCUGUCUGCUGUCAGUUUCUGAAAUGUUUUGGAACCGCCAGUCCUUCAUUGUGAGUGGAAAAACGUCCUCUGCCAACAAGGUGGUGCAGUAAAACCAUUGUACGUUGCACCUAUAAACACGUCACUCAAGUCUGAUCAUACAUUAGCCUUUGGACCAGUGUUGGAAUGGAAACUUUAAAUUCUCCUUUAUCUUUUUUUUUUUUUUUUUUUUUUUGAGCUGGGUGCCAGAGCAGGUGGGGCUGCUCCAUCACAGGGUCUGUCGUGGUCACAGCGGUCAGGGCCUUAAACAGAAAGUUAUCCAUCGUCGUCGGUCAGUGUAUCGAUCCUUCUCUCUGCCGCAUAUUAUACAGUAAUUGAGGUGAAACCACCAAAGAGACUGAUUCUGUGUUUGCUUCUUAUUUUUCAGAAGCCUUUGUUCAGCUUUGUCUAUUUAUCUCCUUCAUUCUGGGCCAAUAACAGAUCAGGAACAAUACACAUGUGUCAUUAUGCGUGUUACAUACUGUUCAUAUAUGGUGUUUGUAAUGUCAUCUGCAUAAAUCUGUGUGAACACAUGGAAGUGUUGGCCAACUCUGAAUGGUACUUAACAGGAUGAGUGUCUCGGUUGGUGUCUGAUUCUGGUGUGUGAGGAGUUUGUUGGACUUUGUGAGUGGAACAAAAUAAAAUGUGAAAUAUUUAACC
This is a messenger RNA of Salarias fasciatus (jewelled blenny), 2719 nucleotides long. RefSeq names its product ras homolog family member Ub (gene rhoub). Bases 207 to 938 code for a protein of 243 amino acids. The transcript has 3 exons. NCBI's taxonomy places the organism in Eukaryota, Metazoa, Chordata, Actinopteri, Blenniiformes, Blenniidae. The record is from RefSeq and is a predicted model, not a curated record. Gene Ontology annotation, biological process: small GTPase-mediated signal transduction. Gene Ontology annotation, molecular function: GTP binding; GTPase activity.